Uranotaenia lowii is the source of this 564-nucleotide messenger RNA. Its product is annotated as cuticle protein 19-like. Lineage: Eukaryota; Metazoa; Arthropoda; Insecta; Diptera; Culicidae. Gene Ontology annotation, cellular component: extracellular matrix. The transcript is spliced from 2 exons. The record is from RefSeq and is a predicted model, not a curated record. Bases 28 to 444 code for a protein of 138 amino acids.
CAAGCAGCAUUCCAUCACAGUGUAAAGAUGUUCCGUCAAUCGAUCGUUGUCCUGGCUUUGUUUGGAGCUGUUCUAGCUCUGGAGCAUCACGGAUUCGUCAGCGAAGUGAAACACGUUCCUUACAAAUGGCUGGGAGGAAUGAUGCAACAGGAUGGCUACAAAGGAGCAGUUGAGGGUGGCCUGGGAGGAAGUCAACAGGGUGGUAAGGACUAUUACGCCUAUCCCAAGUACAAGUUCGAGUACGGUGUGAAGGACUAUAAAACGGGAGAUCACAAGAGCCAGUGGGAGAUGCGUGAUGGCGAUGUCGUCAAGGGUGAAUACACUCUGGAUGAAGCUGAUGGAACCAAACGGAUUGUGUCCUACCGUGCCGAUGAUAAGCACGGGUUCGAAGCCAAGGUGCAGAACAUCGGGCACCCCCAUCAGCAAAUGAAGAAGUUCACUUAGGUUGAGAUACGUGAAAACAAAUAAUGGUGACCGAUUCUCCGCUCAAACAUGGUUUUUUCGAUGGUCCUAAAAUUAGUUUUAGUUGGACGAAACUUCUAAUGAACAGCUGUGAUCUUAAUA